GAAAAUAAAAGAGUUAGUCGACAAUUAGUCUUUCAACAAGUGACACUUUAGUCAGCAGUCUUGAUCAGCUGCCCAUAAAACCCACAAUUUAUAUCGAGCGUGAAUUAUAGAGUCAUCAUGGUGAUGUGGAAAAAAGGAAGCGAUGCGUUGUACGUGGAUCUUAUCAGCGAAGCAGGACCGAAAGGCAUAUGCAUUGACACUGAUGAGCAAGGGAACAUUGUUGUAGCAGAUCUAAGAUCUAAUGCGGCAACGAAUCCGUUGCGUGCAGAUAAAACGAUCUCCACACUCAACAAAAGUGAUGCAACGUCAGUUGAAAAACGUAGCAAGGGAAACGAGCUGUUUGUCCGACAGCAGUGGUUCGAAGCAAUGGAAAUGUACAACGAAAGCCUUUGCUUUGCUGAAAAGGGAUCUGUCAAUGCCAGUUUGGCCUAUGCGAAUCGGGCAUUCACCUUUUUGAAGUUGGAAAUGUACAAUGAAUGUUUCGCUGAUAUCGAGUUGGCUAAAAAGGCUGGCUACCCGGAGAUGUCAAAAUUGGAGCAGCGAAAGGCGAUUUGUUCGAACAGUAUGAAAGAAGAUACAGAUUCGCCGAACGCUAGAUGGAAACCGAAGCUGGACUACGAUCCGAAUGAGAAAUUUCCAUGCCUGGCAAACAUUUUAAACAUUGAGCGCAGUGGUGACUGCGACGUUGCGGUUGUUGCUAACGAGGAUAUUGCUGUUGGCCGAAUCAUUGCAAUGGAAGAAUCAUUUACGGUCAGUCUACAUCAACGAUUCGGAUGGAAAUGUUGCAUUUGCUUGAAGCAUUCGGUCAAUUUGGUUCCGUGUACAAAUUGCACGGUAGCUAUGUUCUGUUCCGACGAAUGUCGUGAAAGUUUCCUUCACAAGGACGAAUGCGGGAAAAUGAUGAAAUGUGAACAGAUGGAGCAAAUGCGAGGAAUUCUGAUUGCAAUCAAUUCAUUCGCGAACGCAGACGAGCUAAUGGAUUUCGUCGAAGAAACCAUCCAAAGUGAUUGCAACGAAACACCGGAAAAUUUGAUAGACACUCGGUCCAAAUACCGCAUCUUUCUCAAAUUGUCGUUGCAUUCAAAACUGUGCGGGUCGGAGUUUUUCGGUGCUCAGUAUGUCUAUCCAAUCUACAAAUUUCUGCUGGACAUUCCACGGAUUGGCACAUUUUUCAACUCGUUAAAACAUCAACGCUUUCUGAUGCAUCUAAUCGGUCAUCACGUUCAAAUUGGUCAUCGUAACACACGAAUGAUAAAACAACAAAAUCUCGGCGAUAGAGUGAUGCAGAUGGAAUCACAGUACAGUUUCACCGGGCUGCUCCAAAAAUACUUUACCCAUUCGUGCGCACCGAAUGUUCAAAUGAUUUCGUUUGACAACAUGUCCAUCUAUUUUACUGUUCGACCGGUCCGAAAGGGUGACACAUUGCAACAAUCAUUCUUCCCUUUCCUGCAAGAGUCGAGAAAGCUUAGACAAAGUGUCCUGUUGGAGCAAAAGGAAAUAGUUUGUAAAUGCAUUCGAUGUAGAGGUCCUAAUGCAUCGUACUCGAUGCGUCAACGUAUGACACAAGAUCCAGAUUAUUGUUACAUUGCAUCAAACGGUUCAUCUUCAACACAAAUUAUCCUCAACUAUGAAGAAUUGGUCAAGCGAAGCGAUGACUUUUUGACAAAGUAUGGUCGUGAGAUAUGGUGUGACGAAAUUGCAGGAGUGGUCACGCUGUGUAUUACACUUAAGCGACUCGAAAUACAAGGCUUCACGCUACAAGUGCCGGGAAAGGGGGGAAACUAAAUAGUAAGGUGUUAGCAAACUGUAACCUAAUCUAGAGGUCUUUAACGAUGAAUCAUCAAUUUUUAUUUUUCAUUUGAAAUGAUUUGUUUGAAAAACGUUGUAAAUUCCAUUCUCUCUUAAUAAACUUAAAUAAUUAUGAAUUCA
Molecule: messenger RNA, 1929 nt
Organism: Bradysia coprophila
Lineage: Eukaryota; Metazoa; Arthropoda; Insecta; Diptera; Sciaridae
Molecular function (GO): protein binding
Source: RefSeq, a predicted model, not a curated record